CCGGGUUGUGGUUAGUAGUUUUUGUGUUUUUCUAUUGCAUCUAAAAACCACAUAACCCCCCAACCACAACAUAACUCCCUCUCUUCCAAUCCUGUUUUCCUACGCCACCAGUACUCUCUCUCUCUCUCUCUCUCUCUCUCUCCCCUUUUCACUUCCCAUCUCCAGGUAUCUCCACAGAAAAGAGAGUAAAAAAUGGGUGACAACGAUUGGGUGAAACUGGCCAUGGAUGACGACUCGGUUGUGGUGGACCUGCUGAUGUGUCUCCACCACUCCACGCCGUCGCCACCCAAGAGAGAGAAGAACUCCAAGGCUUUGCUGCCGCUAGAGUGGCGCGUCAGGCAGCGACGUUCCAAGCCUAUACCCCACCCGAAGGUGAAGAAGCCGACGCCCACGGCCAGCCCCACGACUCCGCUCUCCUGGAGCGGCGCCACAUCCGUCAGCGGCGGCGGUGAUGGUCUUGAGGAGUCGAGCCAAUCUCGUCCCAAGCGGCCGGAAUCUACCAGAUCUAAGGUUAUUGCUGCAGGUGGAACUGCUUCCAAUAAAAAGUCAAGAAAGAAAAAGACAUUACCUGAACUCAAAGAGGAGGAGAUCUUGCUUCUAAAGGAAAGAAGGCAAUUAAAGAGGGAAUUGGACACUUUACGUGACACUCUAGAGAAACAAAGAGCCACAAACGAAAGCUUGAAGAGAUUGAGGCUUGAUUUGGAAUCACAGCAAGCAGCAGAACGGGUCACAGCAAUUGCAUCUUUAGAAGGACUCGCCGAUCAAAGACGGCAAAAGUUGGCAUCUUGUGACCCCACUCCUUCAGUCCUGCAACCAGAUGCCAGAAUUGAUGAUCACGAUGAUGAACUACUUCUUUCUCCAAAUGGUCCUUCCAAGCUGAAGCAGGAAAUCAUAGAUCAAGAGGAUAAGUUUCUGCUACCUGAUCUAAAUAUACCCGUCGAGAAUUCCAACUCAGAGGUCAUAGAUAGAGUUAGCUGAGACAGAUGAAGCAUAACAACUCGGAGUUCAUAGCCAGAGUUAGCUGAGACAGAUGAAGCAUAAACCGGUAAUCUGUUUUCUUAGACAAAUAUAUCGAGGGAAUUCAUACGUGAAAAUAAGUCUAACCUUGCAUUAAGGUGAUGUUGUAACUUUAGUUGCAGAACAACAUUACCUUCACCACAUCCCAAACCGAAGCGGAAGUAUUUCUUCUGUUGGCAAAGGUGCCGAGGGUGACAGAGAUCCUCACUGCUUAGCGAGCUACAUUGUUUUGUAGGUUUAUUAUUUUACGUCCAAAUUCCUGCAGGCCUACCGGCAUGCCUUCUAUCCCGUUUUUACAAAUAUUUACAGAUAUAUUGUAUACUAGUCGUAGAUAAUGAGAUGUUAAUUACAUUUGAUCGAAACAUUCAAAUGUUGGGUCAUAAGAUUCUUUGUUCUAAGUUUGA
Molecule: messenger RNA, 1421 nt
Organism: Rhododendron vialii
Lineage: Eukaryota; Viridiplantae; Streptophyta; Magnoliopsida; Ericales; Ericaceae
Exons: 5
Coding region: 193-978 (261 amino acids)
Source: RefSeq, a predicted model, not a curated record